Molecule: messenger RNA, 2139 nt
Organism: Sporothrix brasiliensis 5110
Lineage: Eukaryota; Fungi; Ascomycota; Sordariomycetes; Ophiostomatales; Ophiostomataceae
Product: protein NRD1
Exons: 4
Coding region: 1-2139 (712 amino acids)
Cellular component (GO): nucleus
Molecular function (GO): RNA binding
Source: RefSeq, a predicted model, not a curated record
AUGGCAUCACCAGUGGCCGAGCUCGAGGCUGGCCUGCAGGCCAUGCAGGGCCUCAAGCCGCCGGGCGUCUCUGGGUCACGCAUCACAUCCCUGACGGCACUGUGUGUCGCCAACGUCCAGUCCGAAUCCGUCCUCAUCCAAAAGCUAUACACACACUUCAAGAAGACGCCGGGCACGCACAAGCUCGGCGUGCUCUAUGUCGUAGAUUCUGUAACCCGCAAGUGGUUGGACCAGGCCCGGCAGCAGGGCCAGGCCGUCAACGGGUCUGCCCCGGACGGCACCUAUGCUGCAGGCGUGAAUAGAGUAACCGAGCUGAUUCCGGUGCUGAUGACCGACAUCCUGUCGACAGCCCCAGCUGACCAGAAGGACAAAAUCAAGAAGCUCGUCGAUAUCUGGGAAAAGGGCCAGACGUUCUCUCCCCAGCUGAUUGAAUCUUUCAAGGAGAAGCUCAAUGCUUCAGCAUCCAAUGUCUCAACGACGCCGCCGGGUAGCCCGCCUCCCAAUGUCCUGACCCAAGGCGCCGCCAAACCUGCAGCGCCUGCUGGUCCUCCGGCCCUUCCACCGAACAUUAUGGAGACUCUCGCCAACUUGGCCAAGCAGAGCUCAUCUGCCGCGGCACCGCUGCCCGCGACGGCCACGCCGCCGACACUGGCAGCUCCCUUUGGCCAGCAGCAGCAACAGCCGCCGGCUCAGCCACCACAACAGUAUGGCCAGCAGCCCCCUCCUUUCCAGAUGCCCCCGGCACAGCAGCAGCAACAGCAGACCCCGUUUCCGGGCCCGUAUGGUGCUUCCGGCGCUCUCCCCGGUGCAACCGCCCCCAACUCCCAACUGCCGCCAGCCCUCGCCGGUUUGGCCGGCCUCAUUGGCGCCGCGUCUCAGCAGCAGCCGCAUCAACCACCGCCGCCACAGCCGCAGCCGCAGCCUGGCGCUGCGCCCAACGUUCAGCAGAAUCUGAUGUUUAUCCAGGCUCUCCUGGCUCAGGGCCUUUCUCUGGACCAGAUCUCGGGCAUCUUGGCCCAGGUUGGUAACGGCGCACCCGCCACCGGUGGCCCUCCCUCGCUCGUCCCAUCAGCUAUUGCGGCCGCCGCUGCCGCUGCAGGCGCGGGCGGUGCUGCACAGGCUGCGCCGCAGUGGCCCCCAAACAACUAUGGCGGGCGCUCUCCUGGCCGUGGUCGGUCUCGGUCUCGCUCGCCUGGCAGACACUGGGAUGGGCGUAGUUCGCCGCGUGGACGCGACCACCAUGGGCACGGCGGCGGCCGUGACUACCGUCAGCGCUCGCCUCCUGGUGGUGGUCGGCGCAGCCCGCGCAACCCCGAGCCCCCUUCGCCCGGCUCCAAGUUUGUCGAGCACGACCCGUCCCUGCCCGAGAAUACGAUCCGUGUGCUGAGCCGGACGCUCUUUGUUGGUGGCGUCAAUAUCCCGGAGUCGGAGCUGCGUGCUAUUUUCACCCGCUUUGGUGACGUCCAGACCUGCAUUGUCAACAAGGAGAAGCGCCACGCUUUUGUCAAGAUGUACACGCGCGCUGACGCCGAGGCCGCAAAAGACGGCAUGGAGCAUUCCCGCGGCGCCGAUGACCUCGGCCUGCGCACGCGCUGGGGCGUCGGUUUCGGCCCUCGCGACUGCAGCGAUUACUCCAAGGGUGUCAGCAUCAUCCCGAUCACGAAGCUCACCGAGGCCGACCGCAAGUGGCUCCUGACCGCCCCCUGGGGUGGCAGUGGCGGCCGCCCGAUCGCUACUGGCCUCGUCGUCGAAGAGCCCGACAUUGAGAUUGGUGCCGGCGUAUCGUCCAAAGCCAUCAGCCGCCGCAUGCAGACCGACCGCGGCGGCGUCAACGGCCCGCGCUCCACCCGUCGUGAGGAGGAAAUGGCCAACGCUAACUCCGUGCCCAUCAACCCGCGGGGUGGCCGGCGUGGUGACUACCGCGGCGAUAGAAACGAUCGCGGUAGUUACGACCGUCGUGGCAACGGCAGCGGUGCUGGUGACGAGCUGAACUAUGGCGGCGGCGGCGGCCCGGGCGACAGCAAAAUCAACAAUGGCAACGGCGCGGCACCACCAGCUGGCUUUCCCUUUGGCCUGACCAUGGGAGCCAACGGCAUGCCUGUCUUCCCGCCUGGCUUCCAGUUCCCUGCGCCCGAGUAA